AUGAAUUUGUUGGUUGAUGACAAAGGUGCCCUAGAGAUUGCUGAUCUCUACAGGGUUCACCUUAGAGUUGACAUCUUUAUUCAAUACGUAUUGAUGAAGCCUGAUUUUGCUCAGGUACCAGUUGAUGAGAUACCCCUUGAUGAAAUACCACUUAAUGAGAUUGUAGAUGAGACUGAAGUUAUGCUUGAGGAAAUGAUGAAUGAAAUUGAAUUGCCAGCUGAUGAUGUUAAUGGACAGGGGGAAAAUGAUGUUGGGGUUAGUGAUGUAAGGGAUAAGGAUGCAGUAGAUACUGAUGAUAAUGGACAUAGGGUUGAGGAGGUUGAUGAUGGGCAUAGUUCUAAUAGUUCUAAUGAUGAAGACUUCCAUUAUGAUAGUGCAAUGGAGGUAGUAUUUGAUGAUGACUCUGAUGAGUAUGAAACUGAGUUGGAUGAGGAAGAUGGUAACCUACUUGAAGAUGAUAAUGUAGGAGUAAAAAGCAAAAAAGGUAAAGAAAAGUUGGAAGAAAACAAAGAAGACUUGAAAGAAAAGUGA
This is a messenger RNA of Vicia villosa (hairy vetch), 531 nucleotides long. RefSeq lists its product as uncharacterized. The transcript has a single exon. The record is from RefSeq and is a predicted model, not a curated record. NCBI's taxonomy places the organism in Eukaryota, Viridiplantae, Streptophyta, Magnoliopsida, Fabales, Fabaceae. Bases 1 to 531 code for a protein of 176 amino acids.